Molecule: messenger RNA, 2858 nt
Organism: Neofelis nebulosa (Clouded leopard)
Lineage: Eukaryota; Metazoa; Chordata; Mammalia; Carnivora; Felidae
Gene: KCTD6
Product: potassium channel tetramerization domain containing 6
Exons: 3
Coding region: 1431-2144 (237 amino acids)
Biological process (GO): ubiquitin-dependent protein catabolic process; protein homooligomerization
Molecular function (GO): cullin family protein binding
Source: RefSeq, a predicted model, not a curated record
UUUAUUUAUUUAUUUGCUGUCACAAAUGCUCAAGUGUGAUCACAGAAUAGGAAAGAAGCUAGGGGACAGCAUUUAGCACAGGCCCGAGCCCAAGAUUGAUGUUUUCAAAGGAACAAAUAUGUAACGAGGAAAAGGAAAAUCUUUUUAUCUGCAAGGUUGGUAGUUUGAGACAACUUGCUCUCUGGUUGGGAACUACCAGCCCAUACUAAUAGUUCAUUUUACGUAAUGCCAUAGAUAUUAAGGAUUGAGUGGGGAGGACUGCCAUAUCUAAGAUUUGUGUGAUUGAAAUUUUCACAAGUCAUACUUUACCCAUAGCAUUACUAAAUAAAGGAACCCUAGGGUGAAUCCUUCUACAGAUCCCUCAGUGUGUCUUGAAUUUUGAUAUUGAGAGUCUGUUUAAAACGGAAUGCACAUAUUUAUUUGGUUUUGGCUUUACCUUGGAGAUAAUCCUGAGUCAUGCUUUAGAGAAGUUCCUUCUGUGAUCAACAGCUCGGAUGUCUGGUGGUCUCUAUAAAAGCCAGACGCUCCUCUUUACCUGUAAUUUUGUCUUCUGGAGCUCCGGAGAAAGGAGGACCCGGGGAGGUGGGAAGCAGAUUAAGAGGCCUUCUCUUCCAUGUUUGCCUUGUUUCCACACCAGGGCUCUAAAUUACUUGUGUUCACACACUCAAGUUUCUCAAUUUACCACAGAAAUCUUGUUUAUGCUACUGCCACUAGUAUUUUCACAUUUGUUUAAUACUUGCCAGUUUACAAAUGGUGUUCUAUUCAUGCUCUUGCUUAUUUUCUCCUUUUCUGCAAAGAAGCAGCUGGGUUUAAAGAGGGAUUUAUUCGGGGUCUCAUAAUUAGUAAUGGAGCAGAAGUGGGAUACAUAUCCUCUCUGGGGAGCAGUUCUCUUUCCUCUGCACUGGCCUGCGUGUGACUUCAGAACCCCUAGUCCUGAUCUGUUACCCUGCAGGUCGGUUGUUGCCUUUGUGUUACGACUUGGUGGUAAAACUGUUUUGUGGAAGGCGGUAUUAUCCCAUUUUAUUUUGUAGAAACUGAGGGUAAGAGGUGUCUUCUGAUUUUGUGACUAUUUGUGAUAGCUCUUUAGCUUUAAGGUCAUGUUUUCAACGUAGAGCGCCUUUGCUGUAGACUGCAUGGAGAGAGGAGAGAGAAGAAACAAUUCGUUUUAGGAAAAAACCAUCUAUUUCUGUGUUGGUAUGGUUAAGGAUAACCUAACACCAUAAUCACAUUCUCCUUGUGUGCCUGGCUACUUGUGUCAGCCUGUAUGUGAACGUCAACCCAAAAGACUCCUUUAGAUGUUGCUGAACUAGUUACUAUAAAAAGUAUUUCACUUUCAAACACCCAUGUUUCAAGAACAGAGGAAUUCCGUACAAAGGUAAUUUUGAAGUUUCCCUGGAACCUGGGCUCCCUGAGACGCAGCGCUGGAGCAGAUGGAUAAUGGAGACUGGGGCUAUAUGAUGACUGACCCAGUCACGUUAAAUGUAGGUGGACACUUGUAUACAACGUCUCUCACUACAUUGACACGUUACCCGGAUUCUAUGCUUGGAGCUAUGUUUGGGGGGGACUUCCCCACAGCUCGGGACCCUCAAGGCAAUUACUUCAUUGACCGAGACGGACCUCUUUUCCGAUAUGUCCUCAAUUUCUUAAGAACUUCAGAGUUGACCUUACCCCUGGAUUUUAAGGAAUUUGAUCUGCUUCGGAAAGAAGCAGAUUUUUAUCAGAUUGAGCCCCUGAUUCAGUGUCUCAAUGACCCUAAGCCUUUGUAUCCUAUGGAUACUUUUGAAGAAGUUGUGGAGUUAUCUAGUACUCGGAAGCUUUCUAAGUACUCCAAUCCAGUAGCUGUCAUCAUAACUCAAUUAACCAUCACCACCAAGGUCCAUUCCUUACUAGAAGGUAUCUCAAACUAUUUUACGAAGUGGAAUAAGCACAUGAUGGACACCAGAGAUUGCCAGGUUUCCUUUACUUUUGGACCCUGUGAUUAUCACCAGGAAGUUUCUCUCCGGGUCCAUCUGAUGGAAUACAUCACAAAACAAGGUUUCACGAUCCGCAACACCCGAGUGCAUCACAUGAGUGAGCGGGCCAAUGAGAACACAGUGGAGCACAACUGGACUUUCUGUCGGCUGGCCCGGAAGACCGAUGACUGAUCUCUAAGCCUGGGAGAAGUUCCUGGAAACUGACUCUCCAGGACAUGGAAGAGACUGAUUUUUUUUUUUUUUUUUUAAUCACAGUGUGGGAAUUUUUUUUUAAUAUUUGUAUUUAUUUGAAGGCAUUGAGGACCAGAAGGAAGUUUUGUGCUUUAGCAGACUCCUCUAUGUUUUGUUCCCUUUACCUUGAGUAUGCAUGUGCCUGUUCAGAGCCUCCAGAUACCUUUUUUAUAAAAAGAAGUAUGAAAAUCAUUAUGGUAUAUAAUCUACUCUUAACAGAGCUUUUUUUUUAUUACAGUGCUACAAUGAUUUCUGAUUAAAUGGUCCCUAACUUAACUAGAAGGCUAAAAAUGCAGGCAUGAAAGAAUAAACAGAGUACUCAUGAUGCCUUUGAGAAAAAUCAAAACAUCAUGUAGGGUGACCUAGUUUCCAAACCAAUAAGCAGUAUUGUAAUAUUAAAGGAAAACUGUUCCAAUCAUUUAAAAGUACUUGUUAAGUACUGCUUUUUACAGUUAUGACAACUGUUUCUUUCUAUGCAUAUAAAUCAAGCAACCAAAUAUCUGUAGCCAUGGAAAUGUCUGACUAGAAAUAUUUAUAUUGGAUUCUGAAUACAAAAUGUCCCUGUGGUAGAACUCUUACUUCUUAUGCCUGGUGCAGUAUAAUUCCCAAGUGUACUGUCUAUACCAGGAAAAAAAAAAAAACUAAUAAAAAAUG